AUGGCACAUGAAGCCACGCCUCAGCACUCACCCUGCAGCAUCAAUUCCAGCUGCCCGUCUACAUGGCUGGCCGCCCCCAGUGGGCGGUGCACAGUGGCGGUGCACAGUGGCGGUGCACAGUGGCGGUGCACAGUGGCGGUGCACAGUGGCGGUGCACAGUGGCGGUGCACAGUGGCGGUGCACAGUGGCGGUGCACAGUGGCGGUGCACAGUGGCGGUGCACAGUGGCGGUGCACAGUGGCGGUGCACAGUGGCGGUGCACAGUGGCGGUGCACAGUGGCGGUGCACAGUGGCGGUGCACAGUGGCGGUGCACAGUGGCGGUGCACAGUGGCGGUGCACAGUGGCGGUGCACAGUGGCGGUGCACAGUGGCGGUGCACAGUGGCGGUGCACAGUGGCGGUGCACAGUGGCGGUGCACAGUGGCGGUGCACAGUGGCGGUGCACAGUGGCGGUGCACAGUGGCUAUUACCUACUCCACAACCGGCACCCACGCCUCCUCACCGCUCACCGGUGCAGCAUGACUUCGAUCUGCCCGUCUGCCAGGCUGGCCGCCCCCAGUGGCCGGUCCACCAGCAGUGAGAGCUGGGCGGUGCUGUCCGCUAUGAACGCCCCUGCUGUGAGCUGCACCUCAACGGGCAACCAGCAGCGAGAGCUGGGCGGUGCUGUCCGCAAUGAACGCCCCUGCUGUGAGCUGUGGGCGGGCAUAGGAGGGGGCAUGGAUGGGCGAUGCUCGCAGGAGAGAGGAGGAGAGAGGAGGCAGAGGAGGAGAGAGGAAGGCAGUGGAGGAGAUGUUAGGCAGAGGAGGGGAAAGGAGGGGAGAGGAGGGGAGAGGAGGGCAGAGGAGGAGAGAGGACGGCAGAUGAAGGGAAAGGAGGGGAGAGGAGGGCAGGGGAGGGCAGAGGAGGGCAUGGGAGACGCCGUGUGA
Molecule: messenger RNA, 924 nt
Organism: Closterium sp. Naga37s-1
Lineage: Eukaryota; Viridiplantae; Streptophyta; Zygnematophyceae; Desmidiales; Closteriaceae
Source: the annotation of a GenBank genome assembly